CUUUAAACCCAGCCAAAGUCUUAUUUUCUCCUCCUUGGAAACACAGAAGUUGAAGACAGAUUCAUGCUAUGGAAAUGGAGAUGGAGAUGAAAUGCAUGGAAGACAUUGACAUAGCAACUGACCUAACCCCAACACUCUCCCCUCUCUCUUUCUCUCUCCACAAUUCCCAUCUCCACACUCACUGCUCCGCAUGUUUCUCUCCCCUCCCCAAUCCCAAUCCCCAUUCCCUCUUUUACUGCUCCCCUCUCUGCUCCGCCGCACAUUCCGCUCUCCGCCUCUCCUCCGCCGACUCCUCUCUCCUCCGCACCGCCCUCCGCCUCCUCCUCCACCACCGUCCCUCCUCCACUGGCCGGAUCGCCGGACUGCUCUCUAACCGCCACCUGCUGACGUGCCCUAACCUCUCUCCCUCCCACGAUGACGUGUCGGUCUCCGAUAGCGUCAGGGCCAUGGCCGCCGCGAUUGCGAAACAACGCGGCGGCCGCGAACAGGACGACGCCGUUCUGGAGGACGCCACUGUUGCUCUCUGCGCUGUGCUAACGAACGCCGUGGAGGUGCACGAUAGCCAAGGGUGCGCCCUCGGGAUUGCGGUUUUCGAACCUGCGUUCUCUUGGAUCAACCACAGUUGUUCACCCAAUGCGUGUUACCGCUUCACCUUCAAGUCCCUUUCUUCUGAUGAAGCGAAGCUUCGCAUUGCUCCGUUCAAUUCUCAACAAUCAAUGAUAGAUAGUGAGGUUUGUGGUGGCAGUAGUGAAUUUGGAAAAGAAUGGGAACUGGGCUAUGGUCCAAGAUUGAUUGUGAGGAGUAUCAAGAGAAUAAACAAGGGAGAUGAGGUGACUGUAGCAUAUACUGACCUCUUGCAACCUAAGGCAAUGAGGCAAUCAGAGUUAUGGUCAAAGUACCGGUUUAAUUGUUGUUGCCAACGAUGUAGUGCCCUGCCCUUCACAUAUGUGGAUCAUGCAUUGCAAGAAAUUUCUGUUUAUAGUCGUGAUUCAUCUGGUUCAUGUUCCAAUUACGAGCUCUUCAGAGACAUGGUUGAUAGUAGACUAGCCGAGUGCAUUGACAAUGUUAUAUCAGAGUAUCUUUCCGUUGGUGAUCCUGACUCUUGUUGUGAAAAACUUGAGAAGAUACUUAUGCUAGGUCUAGAUGAGCAGUUAGAAAUUGGUGAAGGAAAACAGCAUUCAAAAUUCAUCCUGCAUCCCCUACAUCACCUUUCUCUAAUUGCUUACACAACACUGGCUUCAGCAUAUAAAGUUCGCGGGAGUGAUUUAUUGUGUGUAGGUUCUGAAAUCAAUCUAGAUCAGUUUGAAGCUUUUGACAUGAGCAGGAUCAGUGCAGCAUAUUCUUUGCUACUUGCAGGUGCAACUCAUCAUCUCUUCAAAUUUGAAUCCUCACUGAUUGCUUCAAUUGCAAAUUUUUGGACUGGUGCUGGUGAAUCUUUGUUAUCUCUCACCAGAAAUUCAGGAUGGAAUAAGUUUGUUGAAUUGGGUCUGGUUGUUUCAAAACUUCCUUCUAUCAGGAUGUUAAAAUGCUCCAAGUGUUCAUUGAUGGUUAGAUUUAGAGCUUGUAUAUCAAAUGGUCAAAUUAAAAGUGCAGAUUUUGAGACUGUAUCGAAUGAGUUCCUUCACUGCGUCUCACAUAUUACUCAGAAAGUUUGGAGUGUACUUGUCUAUGGUUGCAAUUUUAUGAGAUCAUGUAAAGAUCCUAUCAAUUUCAGCUGGCUAUGGUCUACAAAAAAUUCCAUUACAGUUGAUAUUGGGCCUCAUGGUAAUAAAACUAACACAGGUAACACUCGUGAAUCUGAGAAUAACAUCCAUAUUUGUGAAGGAAAAGCUUACAAUGAUCAUGUAGUAAAUGAUAUUUUUUUGCUAAGUGUACACUGCUUAACAUAUGGAGGAUUGUUGGCUAGUAUAUGUUAUGGUCCCCAUUCCCAUUUGUCUUGCCAUGUUCAAAAUAUUCUUGGUGAAUUAUAUUGUCAUGAUGAAAUUUGAGGGGUCAUGUAUGAUACCUUGUGAAAAAUCUGUGUGAACAUGAAUUCAAAUUAUUUUUUGCCCUUUUAGUAUCUGAAUGGUUAAGGUG
Lotus japonicus is the source of this 2076-nucleotide messenger RNA. RefSeq names its product protein SET DOMAIN GROUP 41. The coding region runs from base 69 to 1988 and encodes 639 amino acids. The record is from RefSeq and is a predicted model, not a curated record. Gene Ontology annotation, molecular function: protein binding. Lineage: Eukaryota; Viridiplantae; Streptophyta; Magnoliopsida; Fabales; Fabaceae. The transcript has 5 exons.